AGAAAAGAUGGGGGCGGAGUGGGGGGUGGGGUGUCCUGUGAACUUCCAUAGGGGUUGGAUUUGAGGGUGGAGAGGACAGGCUAUCGCAAGAGGUCAACACCCCACCACCAGCCUGGCUGCUUGCUGCUAUGGGAGGUUGGGGGCGGGGGAGAGGCUCUGUCCCCUUCCUCCGAAGAAGUGGCCCCCCACCCCCCCGUAAAAUGUCGGCACCUAUAAGAAGUUGUGAGUACCGGGGAGGUGGGUGGGGAGCAGAGGGGGAGGGGGGAGGGAUUCCCCUUAGACUUUGGGGGGGGGGUGGAAACACAGGGGAGAAACAGACCCACCCCGUGAUUGACACCUUGGCACUGGCUGCCUCUGUGCCUGAGCCAAGUGGGUCAUGCAGGUGGGAUAAAGAGGCCAAGAAGGAGAGACGGGGGGGGGGGGCGCCUGGGUUCUUUAGGGAGGGGGCAGACAGGGUGGGGGGGUCAUUGCUGGGAAGUGCUGGGAGCCAGAACUCAUGGGUUCUGUAAGGGUACCUAUUCAAGAUCACUUAAGGCAGGUUAGUUCUCCGUAACACCUUAUUUCAAGUACAAAUCCCCAGGGAUCAGCUUUUUUAUUGUUCAUUAAACUAUGCAAUGGAGAGCAUUGUAACAUCAUAUCGGGACCCAAAAUUCUUUACAUUUCUGUCAGCUACUGGAAUGUUAUGUGCCUGAGCUGGAGAGGGAGGGGGGUAAUUAAACCUCAUAAACUGAACCCAAUUAGAGAACAAGUCAAUAAUAUAAAAUUGCCAGUGAUUUUAAAUUAAAAGGAAGGAUUUAAUUAAAUUAUAAUUAAGUAGGAUUCAGUAACCUGAUACACCAGUAGGAAGUUAUGAACAUUAGGAAGCAGGAUGAGCUAAAUAGAACGUUGCGAUAAAGUAAUAGUAAUAAGUAGUAUGGGGGCUUGUUUUAAGAUAUGAACGAGCAUUAGUGUUGAUUGCAGUACAUAUUUAAAAGAUAAAGCUGUAUGUUUAGGUAUAGACUUUUUCAUGUACAACUGUGUAUUAUUAGUGUGAUACAUGGCUGGGUGGGCAGGGACGCUGGUGGCACUGUGGGUAAAACCUCAGUGCCUAGGACUUGCCGAUCGUAUGGUCGGCGGUUCGAAUCCCCGCGGCGGGGUGAGCUCCUGUCUUUCGGUCCCAGCUCCUGCCCACCUAGCAGUUCGAAAGCACCCCUAAGUGCAAGUAGAUAAAUAGGUACCGCUUUAUAGCGGGAAGGUAAACGGUGCUGGCUCGCCAGAGCAGCUUCGUCACGCUGGCCACGUGACCCAGAAGUGUCUCCGGACAGCGCUGGCCCCCGGCCUCUUAAGUGAGAUGGGCGCACAACCCUAGAGUCGGACACGACUGGCCCGUAUGGGCAGGGGUACCUUUACCUUUUUAUGGCUGUCAUGGUUGAUGUUCUUCUACCUAUCAAGUGUCUUUUAUAUGGAUUAUGUAUUUAUAGAAAUAAUUAUAAGAAGGAAAUAAAACAAGUUAUCCUUAGCAUCUUUUUUCCUCUACUUGUAGUCAGUCAGGAUAAAUGGGUUAAUGUCUUCCACAAUGUACAACUGAUGUGGGAGUACACUCAUUAACAACUUGGAUUUCUGGAACCUGAGCAGUAGUAGUUAUUCUGAAUUAAUUAACAGAAUGCAUAAGCAUGUGGUCUUGUUAUGCAGCCAAGGUGGGAAAGUGGAAUCCGUGACGCUUGGUCUUUUGGGUUUUCUGGCAAGGGACACUGACACUUGCUUCCAAGAGGGAAUACAUGGCUUAACUUCCUCCUGUCUUUUCUGCUACCUCAAGGAAGAUCACUUCACAACUGGCAGUAUCACAGUAGCAAUUAAGCUUUCACCUAAAUAUUAUUUUAAGUGCAAAUUUAAAUCCACCUACAAUUUUGGGACAAAUUUCUGUGUUACAUGUUUAUAGAAUCAUAGAACUAUAGUGUGGAAGAGACCCGGAGUUGGCUGUUGGGUUGCUGGCCAUGCAUAUGAACAUCUUUUGUGCCAAGUGUGGCUGAAAGUCAGGACAUUGGGGUUGGAGUCGGGGGGGGGGGAAGCUAGGAGUUUAGGACAGAAUGGCUUCACACAGAUUUGGGGGACUUCCGGGUACUUUGGAAAAGGAUGGCUUCACUUCUAGUCUCUAACCUUUUAAACACAAUCCUAGCUCUCACUGACUACGCCCAAAAACUAGGACCCCCCUCAUUUCAUUCAAAAAAAUUCAAGGGGUGCAUGUUUCUGAGUGUGCUACAUUUCUCUGCUGCGGAAAAUAGUGAGUGGGCUUUUUAUUAUCCAUGUCCUACUGGCUUUAGCUGCAAUCCUAUACAUGUUUUCCUGGGAGUAAGAUUUAUUGGACUUAAUGGGACUUCCAUCUGCAGAGUGAUCUUUACAGUUGUGCCCUUUAUCCUCAUCUUAUUUAUGCACAUAUCAGCUCGGUGAGACCAAUUAGGUUGAGAGUCCAGACUAUGAUUCCCCCCCCCCCGCCCCAAGGUCAGCCUAGCCAUUGUCACCACUAGCUGGGCACAGAUCCAGAUCUAGAAUAUUUCCCACAUCCAAACCUAGUACAGUGGGACCUCUGUUUUCGAAUGUAAUCCGUUCUGGAAGUCCGUUUGUCUUCCAAAACCAAGGAUCAAAGCAAGUUCAAUGGGGGAAAUUGACAAACACGCCUCGGAAGCUGUUUGACUUCGGAGACAUGCUCAAAAACGGAAGCAGUUACUUCCGGGUUGUCGGCGUUUGGCUUCCGAAACAUUCGGCAGCCGAGACGUUCGACAACCAAGGUUGACUGUACUGUCUGCCACCCUCUGUCAUCUUGUGCAGUUGAAAAGUUUUGAGAAUUCCCCAAAUCCUUUGACUCACUUCCUGUUUCUGGAAGCAAAAGCUAUAAGCUGAACCUUAUUUGAACCAAGCACACUGACUACAUGAAGAGCCAUUUUCAUAUACAUGCAGAUUCCUAAGAUUCCUGCCUUGGCAUCUUGGAGAGGUGUGUGCUCCGCAGGCACCUUCUGUGCUAGGCUUCAUUGAUUGAUUGAUUGAUUGAUUGCGGGUAUAUGCCACCUCUCCUCCAAUGUGCUCAAGGCGGCAUGCAUGGUUCACUUCCUCCCCAUUUUAUCUAGGUUCAGCUGAGAAACAGCAACUGGCCCAAGGUAACCUAGUGAGUUUCAUAGCUGAGUGGGGAUUUGAACCCUGGUCUCUCACAGUUCCUGGUCCAACACUCUAACCACUACUCCACACUGGCUCCCUGUUCUGGAUAGUGUGGUUUAAUCAGGGUGAGGGAAUGCUUUUAUACUGGGAGGGCUCGGCGGCCAUGGAGUCCCACUCUGAUUCUUUCACUGUCCUUUCUCUGUCCCGUAGAAGCACUGUUGGGUAGAUGGAGAACUGCGAUGAAGAGUGGCCAGAGGGCCAGCACUCCCUUCAGGCCCCAGGUGGAGUCCGGACUGCCACCGGAACCGUGGAAGAGUGUGCCGUUCUCUACUCGGACGCGGAGGACGACCCGUCGCUCCUAACAGACCAUGGGCCGGGUGCCCGGGCCCCUUUCCACUGCUCCGAGUGCGACAAGAGCUUCCGUUACCGCUCGGACCUGCGCCGCCAUUUUGCCCGGCACACCGAGCUCAAGCCUUUCCAGUGCCCUCACUGCGUCAAGAGCUUCAAGCAUUCCUUCAACCUGGUGAACCACAUCCGGAGCCACACCGGGGAGCGCCCCUACCGCUGCACCAUGUGCCCCAAAGGCUUCCGAGACUCCACGGGGCUCCUCCACCAUCAGGUGGUGCACACGGGGGAGAAGCCCUACUGCUGCCACGUCUGCGAGCUCCGCUUCUCCUCCCGCAGCAGCCUGGGGCGCCACCUCAAGCGGCAGCACCGCGCUUCCCCCGCUGCCGCAGCCCCUCAGACGCCCGCCCCCCGCUGCCUGGCCUGCGGGAAAGAGCAAAGUCCCCUGGGGCACCUCUGCAGUGCCGGGCGAGGCCGGGCCGCGCCCUUUGGCUGCGGGGCCUGCGGGCGCCAUUUCCAGUUGGCAUCCGAACUGCGGCGCCAUUGGCUCGCCCACACCGACAUCAAGCCCUUCAAGUGCCCCGACUGUGAGCGGGACUUCAACGCUGCGGCGCUGCUGGAGCGCCACAAGCUCACGCAUGCCAAGGACAGGCCCCCGCCCUGUCCAGUGUGCUCUGGGAAGGUUCCACCAAGCGAUGGGAUGCUGGAAUUGCGGGGCCUGGAAGAAGAGCCGCAAGAUGGGGGGCCAGAGGCCCAGCAGCACAGCAGGGGCUGCCCCACCUGCCACCCUCCGGACAUGCGGCCCCCCGAAACGCUGUACCAGUGUGAAUGCGGGACCUUUUUCGCCAAUGGCAACACCCUGGCAGCUCACUUGACUGCUCACGGCGGCGAGCCCUCCUUCAGCUGCGGGAUAUGCGGCCAGCCCUUUGUGAACUUGCAGACACUGGAGGAGCACCAGUUGAGCCACGCCGUGGCUGCUUCUCCGAUGUCAGGCCCCGGCAGUGAGCUGGAACGCCACCUGUUGCCGCAGCUGGACCUCCGCGCGUUCCCCGCCCGGCCCAGCAAGAAACUCUACAAAUGCAGCGAGUGCGAAAAGUACUUCCGCAGCCCGCGGGACCUGGACCGCCACGUCUUGGUGCACACCGGCGAGAAGCCCUACCAGUGCACCGAGUGCGGCAAGUUCUUCCGGCACGAGUGCUACCUGAAACGGCACCGGCUGCUGCACAGUGGCGAGCGCCCUUUCAAGUGCACCGUCUGCCACAAAGGGUUCAUCACCUUGAGCAACCUCUCCCGCCAUCUCAAGCUGCACCGCGGAAUUGACUAGGCGGGGAGCCCCCUUCUCAGAAUAAACACCCUCCCCUCCCAACGCUGCUUUCCUCUACCUCCACCCUGCCAGAGGCGAUCUGGUUUCGGAGGUGUCACUCUGCCCGAUGCGGCUAGAACUUUGAUUUCCCCGCCCUCCUUGUAGGGCAGGAAUUUACAAUUGUGAGCUGAUAGAAAAGUAUUAUUGUUGUUAUUAUUAUUAUUAUUAUUUUACUAAUGUUCCACUACUGUUGGUAGAGUACAUUGCACUUGCUUGACCGUUAUAACGUCUUCGGUGGGUUGGGGGUAGGAUACCUGGCUGGUUGUGCCUAGACAGGUAACUGAACAUUUUGGGAUUCAGACCCCUAAUAUUCCCGGGCAUAAUGAAGACGUGACAGGAAAUGCAACUCUUGGGCCAAGGCUCCCCCCCGCCCCCGGAGAUACUUAUGUCCAAGUGAGCUUGACCAAGCUGAGAUGAUGUUGCCUCAAUAGCUGUAGUGCUCUGUGGUUCCCAGGAAUGUAAAGGAGGGACUGCCUAGUUGUCAUGGGAGAGGUGCACUCAGACAUUCUACCAGGAUGCAGAUUUAUUGACUUGCUGCAGUGCAGGACGUCUUCCCUUUUGGAAAAGCAGACAGCAUUGUUGGGCAAUAGAAAUACUAGUGUGCAGGAACCUUGCAUCAUCCUGUUGUGUGACUUGGUUGGUUCCCUUUCCCUCUGAUCUCUCUGCCCCUCGACAAGAGUGGCCACAGUUAGGGGACGUCUCUGCCUUUCCCUUCCAACUUGGAAGGCAUGUUGUCCUUGCCAAAGCCAAUGGGCUCGAGUUCCAGAACUGCAGCUCACCAAAGAAUUUUAGGCAUUGUAUUUCUAUAUGGCCUAGAGGUGAUGGUGGAUUAAGACCAGAGAGUUCUCAGCAACCUGAUAAAACUAUGGUUUCUAAGUCUUCCUUGGAGGGAAGUGUGGGGAAAGUAUAAUCAAACCAUUAAAAAUCAAUUUACGCUUGAAGCAGAACUGAACCUGUUGUAUUUUAUAGGGAUGCCCAGAAAGGUUUUAGUUAAUUUAGGAGAGCUUAUUAUUAAUAUUAGUAUCCCUAUUUCUGACUGCAUUUGCUAAAAACAACCCAACCCAAACAGGAAUCAUGUCCUUAAAUACCCUACUUAAAAAUUGCAGAUUCACAACAAAACUGAGGUUCUUCUACUUGCCCUUUUGUUUUCUUAGCUUUGGUUCAAAAACUGCUACUUUUAUUUCCAGAAUUUUUCUUUGCAAUCAUGAGGACUAUAAAUUUAAUUUUUAAAAAGAUGUCCAUAUUAUCAUGUUUGGCUCAGCAUUGGCUAGAGCAAAAUUACUUUGAAGGCAAGGUUCUGCCUGCAGGUUGUAGAGCAGUAGCCACCUGUGAGACGAACUGAAGGCUUGCGUGCCUGCAUGAUUUUAUCUGUAGGCUCAGACCAUCAAACCAAGCAUUCUUUCUUAUAGUGGAGCCAGCAGGUUUCUUCUUAGACCUGCUCACUGUUUGACCUCCCCUUUCUUCUGCCCUCAUGAUGCUAUACCAUUUCCCCUGGUUUUAAUUUGCCAGCUGUAAGUGUGGUUUAUUUCUAGCAAAUGUUCUUUUCUGAAAAUUGGUUGAAGGCUUAAAAGGGAUGCAUCUGCUUUCAUGGAAAGGUUCAGCCCUCAGAAAGAGUUUGAUCUUCAGGAGAAGGCAACAUUUCACGAAAUAUUUCAGCAAACAUGAUUUGGAUUUCAUAAAAAAUAUAUUGGGAAGCUGGAGAAAUGUAUCCUUAUGUUUGGCUUGUCCGGGGACUGGAGGGAGGAGGCUCAGGAGUUGCCUAGGCUUGUGUGUCUUUGUGUUUAAAUGUAGUCUCCAAGAAUGAUGCAUUUGAUAGAUCCUGGGAGCCCAGAACCUGCGUAGACUUUGCCCAUAGUCAAAUAAGCUACCGGAGAACACACUGGAGAGGAAAAACCCUCUUUCAUAAGCAGAAAAAGUAUGAUGAGAGCUAGGGUUGUCAGUUUUCCUAUUUUAUUUUUUAAGCCAAAGUCCUGUUGCCCUCGCUCCAUUCUUCUUUGCCUGCUUAUGCCCAUCCUAGUGCCCUCCUGGCAGGACAGAUUAGUUCCUAUGUGCCCUGUUAAGUCAGAUUCCAGAACCGAGAGCAGUAUCUGCCCUCUCCCCUGUGGAAUUAUUUACUGGCAAGUAGUUGAGUCUUAUUCUCUCUCUCUCUCUCUCUCUCUCUAAGCCCUUGGUAGGUCCUUGAAAAUAACCUAAUAAAAGCCUGCUCCUGACCAAA
Messenger RNA from Podarcis lilfordi (Lilford's wall lizard), 7052 nucleotides. The record is from the annotation of a GenBank genome assembly. NCBI's taxonomy places the organism in Eukaryota, Metazoa, Chordata, Lepidosauria, Squamata, Lacertidae.